AUGCAGCAAGAGUUUCUAAUGGAGGAGAGCAGAGGCAAUCAACUUCCUGGCCAGAGGUUCUGCCCCAUGGACGAUGAACUAGUUCUCUUUUACCUCAAGCCGAUGUGGAGCGGACAGAACGUGCCCGGCAGAAACCGCGUGGUGUUCGACUGCGACCUCUACGGUCAGCAAGAACCUUGGGAGAUAUGGGAGACCUUCAAGGCCAGAAGACCACACGACUUGAGGCUCAAUAAGGACAUUUACUUCUUCACCCAACACAAGAAGAUAAGUUCCACAGACAAGCGCGUACGCCGGAAUGUUGGAAGUGGCACCUGGAAGGGGGACGACUCCGGCAAGCCAGUACGAUAUGUUGAUUCUGGUUGUAUUGUUGGCUUGAAGAAAAGAUAUACUUACAAGAAUGAAGACUCGGUGCACAACGGCUGUUGGAUCUUGUACGAGUUCUACCUUGAUCGAUCACUCAGAGACAAGAAACAAAAGGUGAAAGACUGUGUUCUUUGUCGACUACGAAAGAAUGGUGAACCCAAAACCAAGAUUGAAAAGAAGAGAAAGCAACGUGAAGAGGAACAGUUUCUUGAAAACAAUUAUGCCUGUGAUGAUGGAGAAAACUCGAAUAGGGAGCAAGAAGUGUUGCUUGAGCCGCAAGCGAAGCGACAACGAACCGUGCCAUCCAUUGAUAAUGCACCACCAACAAUGCCAUCAGAAGAUGAUGCUGCAUUUGCAGCUGAACUAGAAGAGUCAUUGGAAUGCUCUGAAGAUGAUAAUGCACCCUCAUCAGAAGCUGAAGCAGUUGGCCUUCAAGGUGAGGAGAAUGGUGGACUCCAAAAAUUAGCAUCCGAGGGGCAAUCAUCAGGGCCUUCAUUUGUAGACUAUUAUGGAAUAUUUAAUCCGCUGCCGGAGGAAGAUUUUCUCUGGGAGGAAAUGGUAGAAGAAAUGGGUAUGGUAGAGAAGGAAGAACCGGUUCUUAAUGGUGUAAGUAGUAAUAUAGAUGUGGCUGAAGAUAACGCGGUAAACAGCACCCUUCUUUAUGCUCCCACAUCAUCCAUGUCAAUGGCCUCUGAUGGUUGCACUGAUAUGCCAUAUUUGUCGGAAAAUUGUUGCAUUGAUCCAUCUGGAAGCAAUAAUGUUUGUGGUGGAUCGAUUGGCUUCCAGGAUGAUGCGUACUGGCUUGAGUCUUUGGUAGAGGUCCCAACUGAUGAGCAACAGAAGACAGCUGAUUGUUCAGAUUGGUUGGAGUCAGUGAUCAAUUUUAGUCCUGAGGAGAACAACUUCCUUUGGAGUGAAAUGCAAUGGUGUUCGUAG
Messenger RNA from Rosa chinensis, 1299 nucleotides. RefSeq names its product NAC domain-containing protein 2-like. The record is from RefSeq and is a predicted model, not a curated record. The coding region runs from base 1 to 1299 and encodes 432 amino acids. Gene Ontology annotation, molecular function: DNA binding. Gene Ontology annotation, biological process: system development; regulation of DNA-templated transcription. Lineage: Eukaryota; Viridiplantae; Streptophyta; Magnoliopsida; Rosales; Rosaceae. The transcript has a single exon.